Molecule: messenger RNA, 2784 nt
Organism: Paramecium sonneborni
Lineage: Eukaryota; Ciliophora; Oligohymenophorea; Peniculida; Parameciidae
Source: the annotation of a GenBank genome assembly
AUGCAACUCUUGUCUUAACAAAGCAAAGAAUUAGCAGAAAAAAAUUUUAGAGGUCCAAAAGUUAAAUUAGAUGAGCAAAGACUCUCAAUUGUACCAUAAAGACAACAUUCUGUUGAUAUUUACAAGAAUUCAAUAUACCUUUAAUCAAAUGAUUAUGUUGAAGUGGCUUAGACUCCAAAUGCAAUUAAUACAGCUAGAAAUAACAGAGUUACUAGAAGGAUGGUAUUAUUGAAUAUUGAUUAGAGUUAACUCGACGUAAAAAGGAAGAAGUUAAUUAAAAAUUAGUAGACAAUUAAGUUUUUAAAACAUUAGCUAAAGAUAGACUAGUAAAACAGUUUAAAAGACAUCUAUUUCUUAAGUCAUAUGUAAUGAGCCAAGAAUAUAAAGGAAUCAUCUAGAGUCAUUUCAAAUACGAAUAAAAUAGCUCAAAACGAGUAGAAUGUAUAAUUAUGAUUUAUGAAUAGUUAAUUCAUAAACAUAAGACAAAUAGAUAUUUUUAAUACCUGGAAGCAAAGUUACAUUAAUAUUGGAUUUAUUGUCUUUGAUGAUUAAGAUACUAUGCUUAUGGAUGUCUCCACUAAUAGUAUCAUUUUAGUUAAAUGACAAUAUAUUCAAAUGGUUUUAAAUUGGAAUAAUGUCUCAGAUUAUAAUAGAGGUCUUAAUUUAAACUAACCGACCUAUUAAUAUUUAAGGUGAGACAAUAAUAGAUUAGAGAAGAAUAUUAACAAAUUAUUUUCAAUAUUUUUUCGUUGAAGACGUAAUUGAUUUAGGUUGUUGGAUUAUAUAGUAUUUAAAUCUAAAUGAUCUUACGAAUAGUUUAGUUUGUAGUGUAAUAAUUUUGGUUUCUGUUAAGAAAUUAAUGAAAAACUACUCAAAUUGUAUUGAAACAAUGUACUUGAAAGGAAACUUCAAUUAUGCAAUCGAUCUUUUUACAUUAAUAAUAACAAUACUAACAUUUGUUCAUUUGAUGGGAUGUAUAAUGUAUUAUGUCGGUUAUUUAACCAUGUUUACUGGUCAAUCUUGGUUAUUGAAGUAUUAGAUAGCAGAUUCUAUUUUUUGGAUUUAAUACAAUUAUUCAAUUUAUUGGGCUAUCACAACAAUGGUUACUGUAGGUUAUGGAGAUAUUACAGCAACUAAUUAAUUUGAAAUGGUAUUUGUAAAUUUCAUGAUGUUGUUAAGUAGUGGAAUGUUUGCAUAUUCUAUUAAUAGUAUAGGAAUGAUUUUGAAGAACAAUUAUGAUAUUCAAUAAAAGUUUAAGUAAGAAUUUUAAUCUAAUUAUUUAGACGAAGUCUUAUUCUAAUAAACAAUUAUAUGAAGAAAGGAUAAUUGACUUAAGCUGUUUAAAAUAGAGUGAGAAAUUAUGUUAAACACUAUUUAUAAACAGAAUAUAAUGAAAAUUCUGAUGAAGUAAAAUAAAUAAUAACUCAUUUACCUACAAAAUUAAGGUAAGAGUUGACUUUUAAUAUUCAGAUGUGUAUUAUGUCUAAAAUAUCUGUAUUAAAUAAUAAUUUUUCAACACACAUACUAAAUUAAUUAUCGUAAAAGAUUGAAUAAAUUAAAUGUAUUCCUGAUGAAAUUAUUUACAACAACAGUGAUUAAGAAGAUUAAUAUUUGUAUAUUCUAUAUAUCUUUAUUUAUAGAUACUUCCUAUAAGAUGGAGAAGUCUUUUUGUGUGAAGAUAGAAGUAAUAAAUUAUUGUAACUAAUCAAAACUGGGGAUACUUUUGGAGAAUAUUAAUUCUUUACUGGGUUUCCUACUAAAACAUAAGCUAUAAGUCAUGGCCAUUCAACUUUAUAUAGAAUUCAUAGAAAUUCCUUAAUUAAAUUAUUUACUAAUAUUAGUAAUAAAGAUUCUUAAAGAUUUCAUAAUAUUAAAGAUAAUAUUAUCUUUCUAAAUAAUUAUUAAGUAGUUCUUAAGAAAUGUAAUUUUUGUAAUUUGUAUAAUCAUGCCAAUAUUGAAUGUCCUUUGAUUACUUAUUAACCUAACAAAUUUAAAAUUGUAAUGAAACCAGAUAAAAAUGUUAAUCAAGUAUUACCAAGAAGGAAGUAUAAAAGAGAAGGAGAGAAAAUUAAUUCAUUAUUAAUUAAAAAUAAAGUUAUUGAAUCAGUUUAAGAAUAUAUGUAAACAAAUUCUAUGACUUAACUAUAUGAGAUUUAAAAUGUGGCUAUGAAUUAAUAAUAGACAAAUUAAUAAUUAAAUUCUUAAUAAAUAUAAUCUGAACAUAGUAAAUUAAUUUUAGAUAUCAAAUAACCAACAAGAGAUGAAUUUAAUUUCGAGAAGUAGAGUUCAAUCUAAUAAAAGAUAAUAUCUAAAAGGACUCCUAAAACCUCUUUAUCAAGUACACAAAGUUUACUUAAGAGAAAAACAUCAAGAAGUCUUACAAAUAUGAAAAAGGAUUCUAAUAAAUAAUAAUCUUAAAGUUCAGUUCCAAAAUUUAUAAUGGGGAAAUAAAAUUCAAUUUACUAAUAAUAGUCAUCACAAUUCUUAACUAUUGAUGAACUUGAAGAAGAUUAAGAAGAGAAUUCGUAAAAAAAUGGAUAUCAAACAAAUUUUAGACAGUUAGAUUAUCUUUAUGCAAAUCCAUAAUAAAUAAAUUUUUGUUUAGAUUAAUAUUACAAUUAUUAAGGAUAUAUGUAAAAUCAUAAUCAAUUUUAUGUGAUUAAGAAGUUAGAUAAGAAUAAUAUAAGAAAUUCAAGAAUUUGGAAUUCAUAAAAAAUAUAAAAUAAAAGUUAAGAAGGAUGUAUUUUUGGAUCAAUGGAAUACUCAAUAAUAAUGGGGAAAUGA